This is a messenger RNA of Ricinus communis (castor bean), 1125 nucleotides long. Its product is annotated as ras-related protein RABB1b. The coding region runs from base 305 to 940 and encodes 211 amino acids. The record is from RefSeq and is a predicted model, not a curated record. Gene Ontology annotation, cellular component: endosome. The transcript is spliced from 6 exons. Lineage: Eukaryota; Viridiplantae; Streptophyta; Magnoliopsida; Malpighiales; Euphorbiaceae. Gene Ontology annotation, molecular function: GTPase activity; GTP binding. Gene Ontology annotation, biological process: regulation of endocytosis.
UCUGUAUGGAUUGAACCGUCGGCGAAUAUUUGUUGGGUUUAAUCUAAUAAUAAUUUGGAAUUUGUUAUUCAUUCCCUUUUAUUUGAAACCCAAAAUCAUCCGCACAGCACAACGCGCAACACAACACAACACAACAAAACCAUAGAAGAAAAACUCGAUUGCUCUUCUUCUUCUUCUUCUUCUUCUUCUUCUCCUCCAUCUCCAUCUAGUACGUCGGCGUUUUGUGCCUUGCUUAACCUAUAACUACUUCUACUGAUUAUUAUUUUAUUUUAUUUGUUUUGUUUUUAUAAUUAUUAUUAUUAUUAUGUCUUACGAUUACCUCUUCAAGUACAUCAUCAUCGGAGAUACAGGAGUAGGGAAAUCAUGUCUGUUAUUGCAAUUCACGGAUAAGAGGUUUCAACCAGUGCAUGAUCUCACCAUCGGAGUUGAAUUCGGUGCUCGUAUGGUUACUAUUGAUUCCCGCCCUAUCAAGCUUCAGAUUUGGGACACUGCUGGCCAAGAAUCAUUUAGAUCCAUCACUAGAUCCUACUACAGAGGAGCAGCUGGAGCACUCUUGGUUUAUGACAUUACAAGGAGAGAGACAUUUAAUCACUUAGCAAGUUGGCUAGAAGAUGCUCGACAGCAUGCUAAUCCUAACAUGACGAUAAUGCUCAUAGGAAACAAAUGCGAUCUUGCUCAUCGGAGGGCUGUCAGCAAAGAGGAAGGGGAACAAUUUGCCAAGGAAAAUGGACUUCUAUUCUUGGAGGCAUCUGCAAGAACAGCUCAAAAUGUUGAGGAGGCCUUCAUAAGGACUGCAGGAAAGAUCCUUCAGAACAUCCAAGAAGGCGUGUUUGAUGUAUCCAAUGAGUCUUCAGGAAUCAAGGUUGGAUAUGGGCGGCCCCAGGGUCCAUCAGGCUCUAGAGAUGGAGCUGUUGCUCAGAGAGGGGGUUGCUGCAGCUAAACAAAACACAAAUAAAAUCUGUAUUUGAUACUUCUGUGCAAUUUCAUUCAGCUUUCCCCACUCCUCUUAUGAAUAUAUGUUUAGAACUGUCAUGUGGCUUCUGGUUAACAUUUAAUGUAUAGAUCCAAAAUCUUAAAACUGAAUUAAAUCUAAUUGAUAGGGUUCAGGUAUUUACAGUGCUCAAA